Messenger RNA from Polyodon spathula (Mississippi paddlefish), 2984 nucleotides. RefSeq names its product butyrophilin subfamily 1 member A1-like. The record is from RefSeq and is a predicted model, not a curated record. Lineage: Eukaryota; Metazoa; Chordata; Actinopteri; Acipenseriformes; Polyodontidae. The transcript has 9 exons. Gene Ontology annotation, molecular function: protein binding. The coding region runs from base 807 to 1907 and encodes 366 amino acids.
GACCUAAUACUGAUCCCUGUGGUACACCGCUGGUUACCACACUCCAUUCUGAGGUUUCUGAGACACGGGGGGAACACGCCAGCUCCACGCAGACACGGGGGGAACACGCCAGCUCCACGCAGACACUCCCAGCCCGGAGUGAAGCCCAGGACUCGGGAAUUGUGAGGCAGCAGCGCUAACCACGCCACAGCCCCUCGGGCGCUUCAACGGAUCUUCAAAACCGCCAGCAGGCAUCGGGUGAAUUUUCAAAUUAUACUGCAGAGGGCAGCGAAAAAAAAUCUACGAAAAAAUCGAUUAAAAAAAUCUACAUUUAGUUCAUUAUUCCGGCUGGAAUUCUGCGCGCUGUUUUAAACCCUUCUCCAGCCUAAAACGGACUUGCUGUUUGAAUCAGCAACAAAUUGGCAGAAAUAACAACCGAACGAUAUAUACAGUCCAGUUCUGAGCAGGAUCAGUAAGUGCUAGAGGAGCGAAGAAAGGAGCAGCUGUACCAAACAUGCUUCCAUUGCAGAUAAAAUACGAUUACAGAAAAGGACAAAUUCAAGUGCAAGACUUAAUAAGAAGUUAUUAUCAUUCCUGUCUAAUCUUUCUUUUUAGAAAGUGUUGGUAAUUGCGAAUCAGAAAGAAGCCUCUAUAUAUAUAUAGGGGUGAAACGGUACAGAGGAAUUGAAGCGACACACGACCAAGGUCACCCGCUCCAGUGCGCGUCCUUGUGCGCUGUGCUCUCCAUAGAUAACAUUCUGCACCAUUGUCUUCAGUGUGAUACAGCGGGGUCCAGCCUUUUACAAGAAAUAAAAGCAGCACCAGGAAUGGAGGUUUUCUUAGGAGCUGCUGGGAUUGUCCUCCUUGUCCUUCUGCAGGUAUACAGUGUACACACAGCUGUUGGGAGCUUACCUCACAUCACUCUAGACAGGCACCAAGGAGAGAAGAUCCAGCUGCUCUGUAAUACUGAGGGCUGGUUUCCUAAACCAGAGCUGCAGUGGAUCAGUGUGAAGGGCACUGAUUUAACAGGGAGGGCUGUUCUCACUGAGCAGGAGGCAGACAGGCUGUACUCUCUCCAGAGCUCUCUGCAGGUGUUUCAACAGGAAGCUGACGGGAUCACCUGUCUCAUACGAUACGGAGAGGAGAAAGUCUUGCAGACUAAAGUCCACAUCAACGGAGAAUUCUUCACUCGGGUCACUCCUGCAUGGAAGGGCUUGUCUGCGUUUGCUGUCAUUCUUGUCCUCUUCUGUAUAUUGUGUGUCCCUGUGGCCAUAUUCUACAGCAAAAAGAAAACAGACAACCUCAAGAUUGCUAAACAGAAUCUGGAAGCAGAAUGCGAUGACCUUCGUAAAGAAAUAAAGUCAAAGGGAUUUGUCCUCAAAUCAGAAUGGAAGGAGAUGCAGGAUAAAACAGCUGACGUGACUUUGAACCCUGAUACAGCAAACAAAUAUCUCAUUGUGUCUGAAGAUGGGAAACGUGCAAGAUAUGAAAAGAUAGACCACGGUGUCUCUAGCAAUAAUCAGAGACUUGAUACGUACCACUUUGUGUUGGGCAGGGAGGGGUUCACUUCAGGGAGUCACUACUGGGAGGUGGAGGUGGGGGAGAGGGGUGACUGGAAACUGGGGGUGUGCAGCGAGUUUGCCCAAAGGAGAGGACAUUCUGAUCCAUGCAUCAAGACAGGUUACUGGGUGAUCAGGUUUCAAAAUGGACAUGAGCUUAGUGCCUUGACUGACCCUGUGACCCACCUCAAUGUUCUGCACCCCCAGAAGGUUGGGGUCUAUCUGGAGUAUGAAGGCGGCAAGAUCUCUUUUUACAGGGUGGAGGAUCAUUGUGCUAUUUACACAUUCCAGGGGAACUUCUCUGGGAAACUAUACCCUGUGUUUCACCCAGGAGAAGGAGACCUGGUGAUCCUUCCCAGAGAAGGGUAAUCAGAUAACUCUGUUUCAUACAAGGCAGUACUUAACAACAGUGAGCUGUAAUUCUUGUUUGCAUUGACUGUAGGUUAAGAUUCUGUUGUGUAUUCAAAACACCUCAUUGGCCUGAAUUUAUGGUGGUUUUGAAUCUAAGGCAAGCUGGCUUUUCUAUGGUGGCUCGUUGAGGAUAUGAACAACCUCAGAAAAGGUCUGUGUUACCUUGUGAUCACGAGAUAAAUGAUCUCAGAAUCUCGAGAAAAUGGAAGUUGCAUUCAGUAGUGGGGAGACCUUUGUUCAUGCCCUUAACGAGCCCCCACACUUUCCAAAUUAAAGAAAUAAUUAAAAAAAAAAAAAAAAAACCUGUAGCCCUAAUAAUUCACAAUAUGGCAAUUUAUCAUCAAGCAAGAUCCAAUUUCAGCAAUGAAACAGGGAGAAAGCAGUCAAGAUGCCAUCAUACUCACCAAUAGAUAAAGCAGCAUGAUCUGCUCUUUGCACGUCAACCUGUUGCUGCCUGUUUGUCACAGUGUUCAUUUCUUUGUGUGUAAGUACUGGACUGUAGGAUUGAAUUCCAGAGGAGGGUGCACUACAUAACCGGGAACAUUUGUUAUCAAGGUCUUAAAGACAACUGGAUAUUCCAAACUGGGAGAUAGCGGGGGUAAAAAUAAUUGACAAUUCCAAAUUUAUAUAAUAUAUCUAUAAUCCAUAAAUACACUCCAGAGGGGAUGUUUUCAUGAGAGAUGUAUAUCAGAAUUGUUUGGGUGGUUGAAGGCACUCUUCUGUACCGAAUGCAUCACAUAUUCUGCUUCUGAGCUCUCAGCAAAUCAGCUGACACCCACACAGGAGGUGUGGAGUGCAAUCCAACUGUAUUAGUACAGAAGUGCAGAGGCAGAAAUUACACAGUAGUUUUACACAGACAAAUCCUCAGCACGCUUCCUCAAUACUGUACAUGUAUACUACAUAUACACCUCACAGAUGAGUAAAAUAUUAAUGCAUUUAGCUUUUAACUCUAUUGCAAAGAAUACAAAAUACAGCCAAGACAUCAAUAUUCAUAAUGCAUGGCUAAAAACACAAUAGAUGAAUAUCAGUGAUUGU